UUUCGCUUUUGGAAGAAAGUACCGAACCGACUCCGGCUGGCAGUCCGCGUCAAGAAACACUGACGCUGAUGGAGUCUGACCAUGGAUGAUGAGUCUAACCUUCAAGAUAAAGAUGUGAACGCUGUCUUGGCCCAGGAAUCUUCAAAGUUGUGUCACAUUUUGAGCAAUCAGUCACAAUCUGUCAUAAUGUUGCUUUAUCAAAGGAUGGUAAAUGACGAUGGAUGGCAAAACAAGCAAGCCUCCUCCAGCUCCAAUGCAGGGUCUUCAGCAGACCUUGUUAAAGCAUUGUUGGAUUACUACAGGUCAGCCAAUGCUGCAAAGUGUCGCAACUUUCUGCAGAGUGUUUGCAUGUUGUGUGAAGACAUACCCAUGCAUCUGGAGGCCAGGCUCAUGUCAGUGGCAUGCAGUGGUUGUGACGGAGCACUAUCUACAGAGGAGGAGCCCAUCAAACGCCCACGGAUUGAUUACUGGGAAGAGUAUGUUUUAGAAGGGAGGAAUUUACUGCUAAGUCGCUGGAAAAGACUGACAGACCGCCUGGUGAAGGCUGUGGAGCUGGACAGAGUGUGGGUCAACUUCAGAAAUGUAAACAGGGGCAGGGACCGACCUGAUCAGACCCCUGCUUCAGCAGACAGAGGGUUCAACUCUGCAGAGCCUGAUGGAGAUUAUGGGUUUUCGGAGUCCAAAGUGACUAUGGAAACCUUCUUACGAGGAUGUAAAGGAAAAGUGACAUUUCUUGUUGGCCAGGCUGGCUCAGGAAAAACUCUUUUAAUGUCUUGUUUAGGACAACAGUGGGCAAAUGGUCUGGGCCCAUUCCCAGCAUCCUACUUGUUAGUUUUUUUGGAAUUUCGUCAGCUGAACCAGCUGUCCCGCUCCCUGUCACUGUCUGAGCUGCUAUUUCAGCACUACCUCCCUUCAAAUCGAGGCAGCAAUGCAGAGAAAGCCAUUGUGGACUGCCUUCUUUCCAAUCCGGAGAAGAGCUGUUGGGUGUUGGAUGGCUACGAUGAAUUUCUUUGGAAAAUCAAAAAACACCGAAUGCCACGUGAUGUGUUAAACUUAGAGGAACCUCUGCCAGUUGCUGACCUGAUCUCAGGGUUGUUGACUCGGCAGCUUCUUCCAGGAAGCACCGUGGUGGUGACUUGUCGUGCACGGGACAUUGUAGAUUUCUACAACUUGUCAGACAAGGUUGGAGAGCUGCUUGAGUGGGAUCAAAAUGAAAUCAAGGAGUAUGUGCACCACUUCUUUGGGGUUGAAGACAGAGCCAUUGGAGUUGAGGCAACCAAACUUCUUCUCUCCAGUCAACAUCUCCUUGCAAUGUCAUCUCUCCCAGCCCUCUGUAACAUCUGCUGCAUCUGUCUGAAGCAUUUACUGCUCAAAGACAGAAAUGCCAGUUAUAGGUCAGCAGAAGAUGAACAAAGAGGAAAAUCUACAAAAAAAACACCGCAAACCAAAGAGAUGGAUACGCAGGUUGUUGAAAAAGACAAAGGGACAGAUAGAGAAGAAAAUGAAACUGAAAAUGCUCAACACAGUGGAGAAAGAGAAGGAAGUCAGGACCUGACAAUGAGGACGGCAAAUGGCGAGUUUAACUUUUCUGCAUCUUCAGCCCGAGUUCCCAGCACUCUCACCCAGGUCUACCUUACUGCUGUGGCAGCUUUUCUCAGCCGUCUCCCUGAUCAGGGAGGCGGAGAUAACAGGCCAAAGGCUGCUAGAUCUUCUUUGAGUAAUACUGACAGUAUGCUAUCCACCUUUGUUCAGUAUCCAUCUGAACUCUGGGAGCUGAGUCAAGUGGCUUGGAAAGGCGUAGAGGAAGGCAAGAUCCUCUUUAUGAAAGAAGAUGUUCCAGAGACUAUUUUACAGUUAUUAGUCAAGAGUGGCCUUUUUUCACAGGUUGAGCUCAGAUGUCACGAUGGAACACUAGUUAACGCUUACAGUUUCAUUCAUUUGACUGUGCAGGAGUUCUUGGCUGCUCUUAGAAUCAUGACAAGUCAUAAAGUUAGUGAUGCACAGCUGAAAAAGAGAUUCAGUCUGAAAACUCGCUGGACAACAAAGUCCGACCAGAAGACGCCAUUUACUGAUUCCCUGUACCUGUAUGUAUGUGGUCUGGCUUCCCCAAACUGCACUCAAGUCCUGGUUGAAGUAGCCAGGGCUUCAGGUGUGAAAGGAGUUCAAAACUGGGUCCAGAAACGACAAGACCUUGUCCUACGUUUGCUGAGACCCCUGUGUCACAGCAACACACUGACUGGACCAAAGUUAUUGCAGCUUUGCAACUGCAUCCAGGAGAGCCAGGACUACGAACUAGCACAGCAGGCUUUGAGGGCAAGGCCCACUCUGGAACUGCGCAACUUCCGGCUGGUGCCCAAUGAUAUUGAUGCUUUGGCUUUCGUAGUUAACUCAGCUGCUGAUCAGGCUGUUGGUUUGGAUUUUGGAGCAUGCUCAAUGGAGCCAGAGUGUUUAGAUGCACUGUCGAGGUGCCAGUGCAUUCAUUUCCUCAGUUUUCACAGCCGGAAGUAUAAUGACAAGUUUGCGGAGAAGUUGUCCUGUAUUUUGCCUGGAUUUCCAAACCUGAGAAAACUUGAGUUUUCUGGUGCCAGUCUGACAGCCGCUGGAGCAAAAAGUUUGGCCUCAGGUCUACAAAAGUGCUGCAACAUCACUGAGAUAAAUCUCAGUGACAACAAUCUGCAAGAUGAUGGAUUUGGGCAUGUGGUUGAGCUUUUUACCAAACUGCCAAAUCUCAGUUCUGUAAAGCUGGGCCGAAACAACAGCUCUCUGCAAGCGCUGAACUGCAUUGUUGAGAAAAUGGGUUCCUGUUUGAACAUCCUGCAGGUUUAUGCAGAUGGUGUGAAGGAAGUAGUGGUUACAUUUUCAAAAGAAUCUGAUGGCAACAGUCAGAAAACAAAGCCUGAGCCAACAAUCAGCUUGUUAAAUCAGAAAUGGAACAAGCUGGAGAUGCAAAACCUGGUGAAGUCACUGGUUAACUGUCCUGCUUUGUCAGUCCUAGAUCUUUCUGGAGGCUGCUGGGAUGAUGAAACUCUAAAAGCAUUUACAUACUUUGUUCCAAAGCUUAAGAUCUGUAGAAAGAUUGUCUUGGAUGACAGCUGCUCAUCAGUGGAGUCUUUGGUGAUGCUGGUUGCUCUGCUGUCUGACUGUCCUCUUGUUAUUGGGCUGAAUAUAAGAUUGCAGAACCCUGUCCAGGCAUCUCUGGUGUUUGCUGGAGGAACGGAAAACCCCUCAAGUGAAAUCUCUAAAACACUAUGUCUUAGCUGCUGUAAACUGGUUCCCGCUCACCUAGAAAGAGUUUGGCAAAGCCUCAGAACCACUUCAGGUCUCACUCAGCUCAACUUGUCCAGUAAUUGUUUGGGUGACAAAGGUCUGAAGAAGUUGUUGGAUAUUCUGCCUCAUUUAGACAAAAUCCAAGAAAUAAAUGCCAGUAACAAUGACCUCAGCAUGGAAGGAGCAGUGAUGUUGGCAGGGGCUCUAUGCUCCCAUAACCACUUGACACAAGUUCAGAUCAGUCAUGAAGGCAAAGGUCAGGUGAUUUUACAAUUCAACCCUGAAAAAAGUGAAAUCAAACAGCAAACAAAGACAUUCAGAAUACUGAACAGCAGCCUUUCAACUUCGGUUAUAGCUAAAGUUUGCAGUAUGCUGGUCAACUGCGUCUUUCACUUGGACUUAGAGUUCUCCUUCUGUUCAUUUGCUGAAAAAGCUCUUAAAAUGAUGCUAAGAAUGUUGCCUCGGAUGUCAUCUCUACAAAAACUCGGUGUUGAAUGCAGCAUCACUUCUACAAAAGAUGCUCUCACUCUGGUCAGCUGCUUGAAAGACAAUAAUCGAGUUACUUCAGUGGAUCUCAGUCCACAGGGUGAGUCCUUCAUCAAGUUUGGCUGCAUGAAAACAGAACACGUCAUCUUCAGGUUAAGUCACUUCUUCUUCAGGGAGGAGAACAUUCAGAUGCUGCUUCAGAUCCUGCAGCAGGGAGUGCAGCUGUCUUACCUUGACUUGUCAGGCAACCAGUUAGGAGAUGCUGGAGUGAAGAGCUUGGUGGAUUUUCUACCAAACCUUCAAAUAAGCUGCUUUGUCAAUGUCAGCAACAAUGGACUGAGCCAGCAGGGGCUUCUUGAUGUGGUUUCAACUCUCCACAGCUCUUCUGAUGCCUCUGCUGUGGAAGUCAGUUUGAGCGAAGACGAGAGGUGUCUCAUUCGGUUUGAAGAGGGAAAUCAUGAAAAAUCUUUAAGUGUCAGAAACUGCAGUCUGCAGCGGGAUCAUCUAAUCAGAUUGGCAGAAAUUGUGUCCAACUGUCCAAGUUUGAGCAAAAUAGAAUUUGAGAACAAUCUUCUGCAGUCAGAGUGGAUUGAAGGUUUUUUUAACAUGUUCCAACCCCGUCAAACAGCAUGCAGUGUCAGUUUUGAAGAAAGUUGGUUUAAAGCUGAACAAGCUGUUGAUCUACUGCGUCACUGCCUGGAGAUCAAGACCAACAUUCAAACAAUCAGAAUUCAUCAUAAAACUCUUCAUCUGACCAUGAAGGAAACCUUUGCUCUGACUUCUGCAAGCCUUGUUGACAGAGCAGCAGCUGUGGAACAGAAAGCAUCGAUGUGCAGCACCACCCAACGCUUCCCUUCACUGAAGGAGCUGGACUUCUCCCUCGAUAUACUGGACAUUGAAGAACAUCAGUUUCUGUGUUCCCUCCUGCCUUUGUUGCCAAAUCUCACCAGUCUCAGUGUUGCGAUGAAAGUGGGAUCUGUGUCUGUGGUUGAGGAGCUCUCACAGGUCAUCUCGCAGUCUUCCUCCAUUCAGUGCUUAAAUCUGUCAGGUCAUGUCAUUAAUGACACAGCCGCUCACAGCAUGGCAGCGUUCUUACCUCGCCUUCGAUCGAUCAGUCUGUCCCACUGUGUGUGGUCUCCAGCUGCAGAGCUGCAGGUCAUCGAAGCCCUGCAACAGAGCAUCACUUUGCAGAGCCUGUGUCUGGACUGUGUGCAGUUGAGCGAUGGGGGUUGGACAGCUUUAGCUCAGGUCCUAAAGAACAGCAACUCUAUGCGGUGCCUCAGGCUAGAUGAGAUUGGAAAAGCAGCUGGACAAACCGAGGCGGACAGGAUGCUGGAUCUCCUGACUGUCAUGGAAGGAAACAAACAAAUAGAGGAGAUUGGGUUGGACGGCUGGAGGAUGUCUGAAGGGGGGAUUCAGCAGCUGACCCAUUUCCUGCCUGACUGGAAAGAGCUCAAAAUAAUCUGUCUCUCCAAGAACUUCAUGGGUGACACGGCAGGGGAGAGGCUGCUGGAUGCUUUGAAGAGCUGCAUCCACAUGAGAGAGCUCCAUUUGUCCAGUAAUGACCUUGGCGACCUCACUGCUGCCAGGAUGUCUCUGGUUCUGCCGUCACUCACACACCUCACUGUGUUAGAUAUUUCAGAAAACCAUCUUGGACGUGACGGCGCCGCCGCUCUGUCCACAGCAAUACGGAGCUUAAAGAAGCUCACCCAGAUAAAUCUUACUUCUGUCGGGACCUCAGAGCUGAGCCUUGUUGCUGCCAGUCUGGCUGAAUGCCCCCUCAUUCAGGACGUGGGACUUGGAUGGAACAGAUGUGGAGAUGAUGUGGCUCUGCAGCUCUCUGGACUCCUGCCAUUCUGUCCCAAGUUAGUUCGGAUAGAUUUGGAGUGCAACCUCAUAGGUGUUUCUGGAGUGGAGACUUUAGUUAAAGCAUCUUGGACCUGUCCUUCUCUGCAAGUCAUCAGGCUGUGGAAGAACAGAGUCCCACUGAAUGAGCAGCAGAGAUUAAUGCUGAAGGACAGGAGGCUGACAUUCUCAUCCACGUGACCUGUCCUGUUCUGCUGUGUGACGGGGAAAGGCUUUUGUUUUUUCUGAUUGUUUUAAAGAUGCCAACACAUACACUGUUAGGUACUGUAAUUGCACUGGAUUGAGUUUACAAAUGUAGAGACACAAAAGUGAAAAAUGCACCUCAGAACUCACACUGAUCAUAUCAUCAUUUUAGGUUGUGGUCUCUACCUAUGCUCUAUAUUUAUUUCUGCUGUUUUAAAUGGACAAAAAGUUUUUAUCUAUAGUUUUAAAGUUGUUUUGUUUUGUUAUUUGGUACAGAUUUUUCUAGGUGGAGUGUGUAAUUUCUGAAAGUGACACUGGAUUUUAUUAGAAUUUAAAUGUAAUGACUGUUUCUGCUUUCAGGUUCAAAAACAUGUGCACCUUGUUUUGAUGUGUUUUUAUUUAUUUAUUUUAUUUUUUAAAGCAGUAAGUUUUAUGGUUAGGUUUGUUGUGAUCUGAUGAAAGUUAUAGAAUCAUAACCUAGAAAGUUAUUUGUCUUCUUUAAACUUCCAAACGCCUAAUUUCACUACUGAGGCUAUCUCACUCUUUCACCCAUAAAUACAGUCCUAAAAAUAAUUUUUAAACACUCUUUUUUUCUCUGUUGCCAAGAAUUGUGUUUAAAGGUUCUAAAAUGAAAAGUAUGGAAACAUGUGAACAUUCUAUUCUUUUUAAAUAAACAUAUUUUAUUUUUUCUCAUCUUUUAUCAGUUGUAAAUCCUUUAUUAACUAUUUUAUAUUCAGAAAAGCUACUGUAGUUAUUGAGUUAAGUUUUCAUGAAGUUAUUCAUGGGACUUGACUAAAAGGACAGAAGCUGGCUGCUGACACGACAGCUGUGAUGGCCUUGAAUUCCUUCCAUAUAAACCUUUGGCGCCAUCCUGUGGUCAGUAGUGGUAAUAAAGAAAAUCCCUUGAUUCACCUCUGCUGUUAGCUUUUUAUUUGAUAGGAUGUACUAUGCUUUACUGUGGACAUCUAUGUGAUAUCUUAAUUAAACUGUUUUAUUUAGUUUUAGGAUAGGUUCAAAUAAAUAGUAGCAUAAAAGAAAGACAGUUUACCAACCUGUCAUCUGACUAUAAUUUUCAUGCAACAUUUUUAAAGAUAGUAUUAUUUAAAAAUGCUUAUUUAUAUGAAAAACAUUUCUGCUCUGAUUAUUUGGAAGACUCAGUGAUGGCGUGGAGGUUUUAGUGAAGUUGUAUUUUUUAAGAUUCAAAAUCAUGCAUCUACACUUGAUUUGUAAUUUGCAUCUUAAAGAGAAACAUGACUGUUUUUGUUUUUCUUCUGGUAGCUCCAGUGUGUCUUGCAUUUUCUCCCGGGACAGCUGGGAAAAGCUCUGUUUUCUGAUGCCUUUCCAUAUAUAAGAUAAGGAAACAAGAGUAAAUUAAAACUACAUCUUUUUUUUCCUACA
Messenger RNA from Oryzias latipes (Japanese medaka), 7200 nucleotides. It is a transcript of the gene nlrc5, whose product is annotated as NLR family, CARD domain containing 5. NCBI's taxonomy places the organism in Eukaryota, Metazoa, Chordata, Actinopteri, Beloniformes, Adrianichthyidae. Gene Ontology annotation, biological process: positive regulation of MHC class II biosynthetic process; positive regulation of transcription by RNA polymerase II; positive regulation of MHC class I biosynthetic process. Gene Ontology annotation, molecular function: protein binding. The record is from RefSeq and is a predicted model, not a curated record.